AUGGAUCGCAUCAGGCAGUACUGGGAGAAGUAUAAAAGCAAGCCGCAUCGCGAGGAGUAUGAGCCACUAGCGGAGCAGGGCGGGGAGGUGGAGGAAUCCGCGCUGCUGGGGGCCCAAGAUGAGGUGCCUUUCUCUUGGUCGGAGUAUCUUCUGUUUGCGUGGUUGGGUAUGGCGAUGUUAUGGGCAUGGAACAUGUUUCUUGCUGCCACCCCUUACUUCCAAAUACGCUUCCAAGCCGACCUCUGGAUCCAGCAAAACUUCCAAUCUGCCAUUCUUAGCGUCUCGACCCUGACCAACCUUACGGCGAUGCUCAUCCUCACAAACAUUCAAUACUCAGCAUCGUAUCCCUUCCGCAUCAACCUUGCACUGAUCCUAAAUACCGGAAUCUUUUCGCUGUUGACGGCUUCUACGUCCAUGUUUCUUGACGUCUCUCCAGGUGCCUACCUUGCAUUCAUCCUGAUUAUGGUAGCGUCCAGCUCCUGGGCAACAGGUCUCAUUCAAAACGGCGCCUUUGCGUUCGCCGCCUCCUUCGGUCGUCCGGAGUACAUGCAAGCCCUUAUGGCCGGUCAGGGCGUUGCCGGCGUGCUGCCUCCGAUCGCGCAGGUUAUCACCGUCUUGGCGGUACCGGAAAAGGACGGGAUGAGCCCCGCGGAUGAGAUUCAGUCUUCCAGCUCUUCUGCGUUCGUUUACUUCCUUGCCGCCGUCGCAGUCUCCGUUUCCGCAUUGGUGGCGUUCAUCCCCCUCGUUCGUCGUCACAACCACAUUAUCGAGAGCCGCAUGGUCGAUCGGAUGGCCGAAUCCAUGACUUCCGUAGAAGAAGCCGAGCGUGCCGCUCGAAAGGUCGUUUCGCCACUCCAGCUCUUAAAGAAACUGCACUGGCUCUCGGGCGCCAUCUUCAUGUGUUUCGCCGUCGCCAUGUUCUUCCCUGUCUUCACCGGCAAGAUUGUGUCCGUCCGCUACCCAGGCGAUGAGAAAUCUCCCGCUGGCGCCCUUUUCCGUCCUGCCGCUUUUAUCCCGCUGGCCUUCUUCGCCUGGAAUCUGGGUGACUUGUCCGGACGCAUGUCCACCAUUCUCCCGUUUUCUCUACGUCACCGCCCGGCGGCCCUUUUCGGUGUCAGUCUUGCUCGCCUAGGCUUUCUGCCGAUGUACCUUCUCUGCAAUAUUGGAGGCCGUGGUGCGGUGAUUAGCAGCGAUCUCUUUUACCUGUUUGUCGUCCAAUUCCUGUUCGGCCUCACCACCGGCUGGCUAGGCUCAAGCUGCAUGAUGGCGGCUGGUGAGUGGGUCGAAGAUGGUGAGCGUGAGGCGACCGGUGGCUUUAUGGGAUUGUGUCUGGUAGCUGGCUUGACGACGGGCAGUCUUCUUAGCUUCACGGCGGGUGGUAUCUAA
Messenger RNA from Colletotrichum truncatum, 1386 nucleotides. Its product is annotated as nucleoside transporter family. NCBI's taxonomy places the organism in Eukaryota, Fungi, Ascomycota, Sordariomycetes, Glomerellales, Glomerellaceae. Gene Ontology annotation, biological process: nucleoside transmembrane transport. Gene Ontology annotation, cellular component: fungal-type vacuole membrane. The record is from RefSeq and is a predicted model, not a curated record. Gene Ontology annotation, molecular function: nucleobase transmembrane transporter activity; nicotinamide riboside transmembrane transporter activity.